Messenger RNA from Gaeumannomyces tritici R3-111a-1, 1102 nucleotides. RefSeq lists its product as hypothetical. Bases 1 to 816 code for a protein of 271 amino acids. The record is from RefSeq and is a predicted model, not a curated record. Lineage: Eukaryota; Fungi; Ascomycota; Sordariomycetes; Magnaporthales; Magnaporthaceae. The transcript has a single exon.
AUGGGUCGACGACCACCACCCCGGCAGCCCGCGGCGCGCCCGCCCCUCCUCCCCCUCCUCCUCGUCCUCCUCUCGGCCCCCCACCAAGCAUCAGCAGUCGACCAGACCGGCGGCACGGCGGCCGUGUCGCUGGCCAAGGAGCCCAUGUACGCGACGGCGCGGGCGUGCGCCGUCGGCUGCCUCGUGUACAACGGCAUGUGGCACUGCGGCGUCAACGCGGGCUACCAGGACCUCGGGCUCGGGCUCGGCUGCGGCUGCGGGCCAAACAACGCCUGCUACUGCGGCGCCAAGAUGGCCAGCUCGGCCGCGUCCUACAUCACCUCGUGCGUCAGCGAGCGCUGCGGCCGCAGCGUCGCCGGCUGGAAGGAGGAGGCCAGCAGCAUGCAGGGGCUGUACGACGGGUACUGCCGCUCUGCUCUGGGCGAUGCGGCUGUCGCGCCGGCAACAACGACGGGUGCCGGUGCCGGUGCCGGUGGGGCGGGCGCGACGGCAAAGGGAGACGGGCUACCUGCCCAGACGGGGGCCGGGGCGGCGGGGGCGGCAGCCCAGGGCGAGGCCAAGGGCGGCCUGAGCCAGUCCGACAUCAUCGCGCUGGCCGCGAGCCUGGGCGUCGGCGUGCCCAGCCUACUGGUGGCCGUGGCCACGCUGUGGGUGCAGAUGCGCAAGAAGAAGAAGAAGGAGGAGGCCGCCGCUGCCGGCGCCGGCGCCGGCGCGGCCCCCGUGGUCGGGCAGCCCGUGGCCGCGCCUGCCGUCGCGCACAAGCCCGUCGAGCCGUGGACGCCGUCGCCGUCGCCUCACAUUAGCGAGGCUCCGUGAGGGCGGCUUUGCAGGUGAUGUUUUCUCACGGCGUCGAGGACGGCUGUGUGGAGUGUUUUCCUUCACUUUUUUUUUUCUGUCUGCUGUAUAAUCUACUUCUUUCUUUCUUCUUUAAUUUCAUUACGCAUACCUGUCACACUAUCUCUUUUACGGAUGGGCUAGGAAUUCCCUCGCACUUACUUCCUUUCUAGGCAGACACAUGACGUUCUGCUGCUCAUCAACCAUCGCGUCCAUGUACGAUCCCAUCAGUUAUCCACGGCAUAGAAACACACAGAUGUUACCAAAC